Suncus etruscus (white-toothed pygmy shrew) is the source of this 1767-nucleotide messenger RNA. RefSeq names its product zwilch kinetochore protein (gene ZWILCH). The transcript has 18 exons. Gene Ontology annotation, biological process: mitotic spindle assembly checkpoint signaling; protein localization to kinetochore. Gene Ontology annotation, cellular component: RZZ complex. Bases 1 to 1767 code for a protein of 588 amino acids. NCBI's taxonomy places the organism in Eukaryota, Metazoa, Chordata, Mammalia, Eulipotyphla, Soricidae. The record is from RefSeq and is a predicted model, not a curated record.
AUGUGGCCCCGGUUGAAUCGGGCCGCCGAGGAGCUGUACGCGCGCCUCCUGCUGAAAGUUGAUGAAGAAAAGAAAGGAAUCUGUAAAGACCCGCUUGUCUAUGAGGCUGAUGUCCAAGUGCAGUUGAUCAGCAAAGGCCAGCCUUGCCCUUUGAAAAAUAUUCUCGAUGAGAGUGAGGUAGCAUUUAUUGCAGAAAGAUUGCCUUUGGAAAAGAAAGAAACCAGUCAAGAUGAAAGCUUACCAUCUGAAGAAACUGUCAUUUCUGAUUUGUCUGCUGGUGAGAACGUUGGGCCACUUGCAUUACCCAUCGGAAGAGCAAGGCAAUUAAUUGGACUUUACACCAUGGCUCACAAUCCUAGCAUGACUCAUUUGAAGAUUGAUCGGCCUGUGACUGUCCUUCCUCCCCUUUGGGUAAGGUGUGAUGGUUCGGAUCCUGAGGAUACUUGCUGGCUAGGAGCUGACCUUAUCACAGCAAAUAGCAACAUUACUGGCAUUGUCUUAUAUGUGGUCAGUUGUAAAGCUGAUAAAAACAAUGUGAAUCUUGAAGACUUAAAAAAUUUACACAAGAAAAGACAUCACUCAUCCACAGUGUCAACCAAGGGUUUUGCCCAGUAUGAACUCUUCAAGCCCACUGUUGUAGAUGACUGUGUGGCCUCAUCACAGUCAAUGAUCACUUUGGACAUUUGCUGGAGUCCUGUAGAUGAGAUUUUUCAGGUUCCUCCACUCUCUUCAAAUGCAACUGUGAAUAUUAAAGUGGAAUCAGGAGAGUCUGGAGGGCCUUUGGAUAAUCUCUACCGAGAACUGAAAUUUCUCCUUGUUUUGGCUGAUGGUCUGAGGACUGGAGUAACUGAAUGGCCGGAGCCCCUUAAGGCAAAGCCUGCUGUUGACCUCGUGCAGGAGUUUCUGAAUGAUUUAAUUAAACAAGAUGAAUUUGCUGAAUCUCCAAAAACAGACACCCAGACAGAGAAGCCCAACAAUACUGUCAUCGACCAAUCUGUCCAGUGCUUUUUCACUGAGCGGGGGGACCUGGACUUUGCUGAGCAGCUGUGGUGUAGAAUGAGCAGUAGUGUGAUUUCAUAUCAAGACUUGGUGAAGUGUUUUACAUUGGUCAUCCAGAGUCUCCAGCGUGGUGACAUCCAUCCAUGGCUUCAUGGUGGGAGUAACAGUUUGCUAAGUAAGCUCACUCAUCAGUCUUAUCAUGGAACCAUGGCCACAGUUUCUCUCACUGGAACCAUUCCUGUGCAGAUGCUUUUGGAAAUUGGUCUAGACAAACUAAAAAAGGAUUAUAUCAGUUUCUUCAUAGGUCAGGAACUUGCCUCUAUGAAUCACUUGGAAUAUUACUUUUCCCCAUCAGUAGAUAUCCAAGAACAGGUUUAUCGUGUUCGCAAGCUGCACCAUAUUGUAGAAAUAUUGGUCAGUUGCAAGCUUUUCAUUCAGCUUCAACAUGAGCUUCUUUUUUCUUUAGCACAAUCAUGCAUAAAAUAUUAUAAACAAAAUCCUCUGGAUGAGCAUCACAUCUUUCAGCUACCCGUGAGACCGACUGCUGUGAAAGAUUUAUAUCAAAAAGAGAAGCCACAGAAAUGGAGAGUGGAAAUAAACAGUGGUCAGAAGAAGGUAAAAACCGUCUGGCAGCUGAGUAACAGUCUACCUGUGGACCAUCUACAUUCACACAGACUUGAUUUUUCUGAACUAACGUUCAAUGGUAGCCUGGAAGAAAAGAUGCUCUUUACCAGCAUGAUCACCUGCAGCCAGGUGCAUUUCAAGUGA